AUGGCGAAUGAGAUUAAUCUUGGACUCGAAAUCACCGAGCUGCGGCUAGGUCUUCCCGGAGAUAUCACCCUCUCCGGUGAGACAAUCAACAGCAAGAAGCGGACUUCUCCGGAAGUAAAGAGUGACUUGAAAUGUGAACCGGCGACAAAGAGUCAAGUUGUGGGAUGGCCACCGGUUUGUUCGUACCGGAAAAAGAACAGUCUCGACAGGACCAAGACUACGUACGUGAAAGUGAGUGUAGACGGAGCUGCAUUUCUAAGGAAGAUCGAUUUGGAAAUGUAUACAUGUUACCAAGAUCUCGCUUCCGCUCUGCAAACUUUAUUCGGAUGCUUUAUCAAUUUUGAUGAUACACUGAAGGAAAGUGAAUGCGUACCAAUAUACGAGGACAAAGAUGGAGACUGGAUGCUUGUUGGUGAUGUUCCUUGGGGAAUGUUCAUUGGAUCAUGCAAGAGGUUAAGGAUUAUGAAGAGAUCAUGUGGCAUGUGA
Microthlaspi erraticum is the source of this 486-nucleotide messenger RNA. The record is from the annotation of a GenBank genome assembly. NCBI's taxonomy places the organism in Eukaryota, Viridiplantae, Streptophyta, Magnoliopsida, Brassicales, Brassicaceae.